AUGACCUUCGAAACAACGCCACUCCAGGCUAUCGUGCGGGCGUUCGGACUUAUUGCUCGAUCUAAUACCGUUGUUGGUAGUCAAAGGUAUACUGAGCCAACCAUACUACAUCAACAGAUUCUGGAUGCGCGCAAGGCUUACCAGGAGCUAAUCACAUGUGCGACGCCCGCUGCGGGAGGCUUCGGUAACCCUGGUGAGGAUGAGGAUGAUUCCGAAGAUGGAACCGCCCUGGAGGAAGUCCUUUCGGACGCAGCGCACAGUGACUCGGAAACAGAAGUGCUACAGCAUAUGCCGAAGCCUAAGCCAGCCAAGGCCAAGGGAAAGGGAAAGGGAAAGGGCAAGGAACGAAGGAAACCUCGUGGUAAUAAAUUCGAGAAGCUUCUCAAGCUUCCGAAUGUUCACGCAGGCCUUCAUCUUGCAGAUAAUGCCAGGGAGUAUGCGACAGUCAUGAAUUCGAAUGUUUUGGCGGGAGAAUUGAAGCACAAGUUGUUUACACCGUUUUCCCCGCAAUCGCAGUCACUGACAGUCGCUCCCAGGGUCUUCAAAGGCAUGGCAGACGCUGCGGCGCCACCAAACUUGAUGGGUUAUCUAUUCGCAAAGGACGUGAUGCGGCAGUCAUUGCGACUGGGCUUGGUAGGUGCUUGGGAUCAUGACCAUCCAGAUAUGGUGGAAGCACUUAGAUUGCUUAAUGACCAGUGUGCGACGUUGGUACAGAGCUUUCUUCCAAUCGGUGAGCAAGAUCUAGAUGAGGGUUAUGCGGAAGGCUUCCACAGCGUUAUGGGAGAUGACGAGCACUGCUCUACGCAGGUCUCGCUCAGGGGGUUUGUACUUGAUGGAUUCUUUCGCAUCAAGGCGACGACCAAUCUAAUGAGACUUGACCCACAGCAUAGCUUUAUUCAGCACUUCAUGGCCGCCUACAGGAACGAGUAUAGUCUUAAUGUGUUGGACUUUGGUACAGCUGCUUUGAAAUGGUAUCGCAGGAUUGCCUACACAGAUCCGGCCAAUCGGAGACAUGUGUACAGUGUCAAUGACUAUGUGCAGGUUGGCACCAGAAAGGGUCAACUGCUACAAUGUUUUGCGCACACCUAUCGCCGGAAGAAAUACGCUUUUCUUGUCGUGCAUGUCAUGACAGAGCUGCGUCAAGGCGAUCUGGGAAAUGUUGGAGAUGAUCCAGUGCUGGAUACAGUGCUGGACCUUCCAGUGUACAGGCGACAGGCAAAUCAGUAUGUGUACGGAUUGCCAGCCCUACAUCAUGAUACCAUUUACAUGAUCGACGUUCCCAACGAACCAGACUGGCCAGAUGAGUCGCAUUAUUUAGAAUGCACAUGGGGAGUGGCAUACUUGUGA
This is a messenger RNA of Letharia columbiana, 1347 nucleotides long. RefSeq lists its product as uncharacterized. The record is from RefSeq and is a predicted model, not a curated record. The transcript is spliced from 2 exons. The coding region runs from base 1 to 1347 and encodes 448 amino acids. NCBI's taxonomy places the organism in Eukaryota, Fungi, Ascomycota, Lecanoromycetes, Lecanorales, Parmeliaceae.